AUGCCGGAGUCGCUGUGGGCGGGGUCGCGGGUGGCGGUCCAGUGCGUGGUGGAGAGCGGUGACCCGCCCGUCACCCUCACCUGGCUCCACAACGGCGCCCCGGCCACCGCCACCGCCGGGGUCAUCGUCAGGCCCCUGGGCCAGUUCGUGCUGGCACUCGUCAUCGAGCGACUGGGGCCCCAUCACACCGGCAACUACACCUGCCAAGCCAGCACGCCGGCGGCCUCGGCCUCUCACUCGGCCGCCCUCAGCGUCCACGGUAACUACCGCUCGGCCGCCGCGCUAACUGCCUCUUCUUUUCCAGUGCCGCCUUCCAUCAAGCCCUUUGACUUUGGGUCGCUGGUGUCUGGGAUGAGGACGACGGUGACGUGCGACGUGCAGAUGGGGGACCCGCCCAUGACGCUGCUGUGGCUGCGGGAGGGCCACGUCCUCACGCCCACCGCCGACCUCCAGCUCAGCCAGCACGACUCUUUCUCCUCCAGCCUGGUGAUGACGCACGUGCGGCCCCACCACGCCGGCAACUACACGUGCGUGGCGCGUAACGAGGCGCGCGAGGUCCGCUACACCGCCCAGCUCCUCGUGCGCGUGCCGCCUCGUUGGGUGGUUGAGCCCCAUGACGUCAGUGUAAUACGAGGAGAGGAUGCAGUGCUCACCUGUCAUGCCACUGGCUUCCCAGACCCCACCGUCACCUGGAGGCGCACCCGCGCAGGUCCUGGCAAAAGUGGGUACAGCGGUGUUGACAUGGGCGUUGGCAUGAGCGUUGGCAUGGGUGUUGGCAUGGGCGUAGGCGUGCCCAUCAGCCGCACGUGGAGCAACGGGACCCUCCUGGUGGGGGCAGCGACAGAAGAGGCCGAGGGCAGCUACCUGUGCGAGGCUUCCAACGGAGUGGGGGCCGGCCUCUCUGCUAUUAUCAACCUCCAAGUGCACGCGCCCCCUACGGUGUCGGGAGACGGGUCGGUUGAGGUCCGGCGAGGAGAGAGCGUGAAACUGCAGUGUGAGGCGAGGGGUGACUCGCCUAUCUCCCUCACAGUGGCCAAGGACGGAAAACCCCUCGACACCAACGACUACAGGUACAGCGUGGACAUUGUUGAGGACUCAGGUGCAAAAGGCGUUAUCAGUACCGUUCGGGCGGAGCUCCGGAUAACGAACGUGGCGCCCCAGGACUCCGCCGUCAUCGCCUGCACCGCCACCAACACUUACGGAAGCCACACCCACCACAUGGAACUCAAGGUUCAAGACGUGCCUGAGUCACCCCGUGACCUCCGGGUGACCCGAGAGGGCAGUAGGUCAGCCACGGUGACCUGGGCGGCCCCGCCCUCCCCCAACACGCCCAUCACCCACUAUAUCCUCCACCUCAAGUCCCAGACAGCCUCGUGGGACGGGGUGAGUGUGAGGCAGCUACGGGCUGAGGGCACCACCACCUCCACCGUUCUCAAUGAUCUUCUCCCAGCUAAAGUUUACCAGGUGCGGGUGGUGGCCGUCAACAGCGUGGGGGAGUCACCGUCGUCGGAGCCGCUGACGCUGCGGACGGAGGGCGAGGCCCCCAGCGCCGCCCCCAUCAACGUGAGGGCCGUGGGCCUGAGCCCCCAGCAGGUGCAGGUGUCGUGGGCGGCGCCUGAUUCUGACUCGUGGAACGGCCAGCUGUUGGGGUACUACGUCGGCCACCGACUGGACGGAGCGGUGACUCAAGGGCGCUCGUUCAGCUUCGACACGGUGGGCGUGACGGGGGCGGCGGAGGAGACGUGGCUGGUGAAGGGCCUGGAGAGGUACACCAGAUAUAUCUUCGUCCUGCAAGCCUUCAACGCCAAGGGCCCGGGGCCCCUCUCCACGGAGGUGUUCGCCACCACGCUGGAGGACGUGCCAGAGGCCCCGCCGGAGGAGGUGACUUGCGUGGCUCUGACCUCCACACGCGUGCAGGUGACCUGGUCGCCGCCGCCCCCUGCCCUCACCCACGGCCGCAUCACCACCUACACCCUCACCUACACCCCCAUGGACGACCACACAGGACUACCUGCCGGAGAGUCCCGUAUGGUGAACGGCCAGAGCGCCACGGUGGGCGACCUGGAGCGGUACACCAACUACUCCGUCACCGUCGCCGCCUCCACCAGGGCUGGCGUGGGCGUCGCCUCUCAACCCGUUAACUGCGCCACGGAGGAGGAUGUUCCACAGGCUCCAGGGCGUAUCAAGGCUGUGGUCGGGGGUGCUGAGAGCGUGCUGGUGGCGUGGUCAGCACCUGAGCGGCCCCACGGCGCCAUCACUAAGUACAUCCUCUACAUCCGCGCCCCUCCUGACCGGGACCCCUCCAGGAGGAUCUUACCGCCUCAGACGCGGUGGCUGGAGGUGACGGAUCUGAAGCCUCGUCACCGCUACGAGAUGUGGGUAGCCGCCGCCACGAGGGUGGGAGAAGGGCCCGCUUCCGCUCUCGUCUCUGCCACUCCGUCACCCACAGUGAGCGCGGGCGUGUAUGGCGUGGGCGGGGAGGUGAGGGUGCCUCAGGGCACUGACGUGGUCCUCGACUGUCCCCACGUGGGCAAGCCCGCCCCGACCAUUACCUGGAGAAGGAACAAUGCCCCUGUCUCUCGCGUCGUCAGAUACGAGCCUCAGCCUGACGGAGGACUUCUGCUGAGGGAUUGCCAGCGCUCAGACACGGCCAACUACACGUGCCACGCCACCAACCGCCACGGCUCUGACCAUCUCCUCUACACUCUCAUCGUCAUGGUGCCCCCCAGCGCCGCCCUGCUUCACUCCGUGGGGGCCACACCCACCACGGUGACAGUGUCGUGGCGACCCGUCGACGACGGCGGCGCCCCCAUCAGGAAGCUGACUCUCACGUGGCGUCCUGACCCCGGGGAGUGGCGGGAGGUGACGCUGGCCCGCCACCUGACGCAGUACACCCUGCAGGAGCUCACCUGCGGCACAGAGUACCACAUGUACCUCACCUCACAUAACAGAAUAGGUCCAGGAGCAGCUAGCGAAGUCAUCACUGUUCGCACCAAGGGCACGAGGCCCUCCCCUCCGCCACAGCACCGCAUCCUGGCUGUCAACGUAUCCGCAGUAGCCUUCCACCUGGGGGCGUGGAGCGACGUCCAGUGCCCUAUUGCCCACUUCAUCGUGAGAGUGAGGCUCACCAGCCAGCGGGAAUGGCUGAGCGUGAGCGGACGGCUGCCAGGAACCCAGGGAGAGUACACGGUAGGGGAGCUGACCCCAGCCACCCCGUAUGAGGCCAGCCUGACCGCUACCAACCCCGCGGGCGACACCACCACUACCUACUCCUUCACCACCCUCGGCCUCACGGGAGACCAACUGCAGGAGGGACUGGGCUCUUUGGGCGGCGGAGGGGUGCUGGGGACCUCGCCAGGAGGCGUGGGGGCCUCGGCCCAAGAGGUGUUCACCGACCCUGCCUUCAUCGUCCCCGUCGUCAUCUCCUGCAUCGCCCUCGUCUCUAUCGUCAUCGCCAUAACCCUUUGCCUCAGGAGAA
Molecule: messenger RNA, 3478 nt
Organism: Procambarus clarkii (red swamp crayfish)
Lineage: Eukaryota; Metazoa; Arthropoda; Malacostraca; Decapoda; Cambaridae
Source: RefSeq, a predicted model, not a curated record